Messenger RNA from Daldinia caldariorum, 1776 nucleotides. Its product is annotated as dihydroxyacetone kinase. Bases 1 to 1776 code for a protein of 591 amino acids. Gene Ontology annotation, cellular component: cytosol. The transcript has 3 exons. Gene Ontology annotation, molecular function: glycerone kinase activity; ATP binding. NCBI's taxonomy places the organism in Eukaryota, Fungi, Ascomycota, Sordariomycetes, Xylariales, Hypoxylaceae. The record is from RefSeq and is a predicted model, not a curated record. Gene Ontology annotation, biological process: glycerol catabolic process.
AUGUCGGCGAGGCAUUUUAUCAACGAUCCUAUUCUACUGGUCAACUCGGCCCUCGAGAGCCUCACUCUGACGAACCCUUCCGUGGCCCUGGAUGCUGAGAAUAAGAUUGUCUACAAGAGACCCAGUCAUGAGCCCUCGCAGGUCUCAAUUAUUAGUGGCGGCGGCAGUGGCCACGAGCCGAGCUUCGGCGCCUUUGUCGGUUCUGGCCUACUCUCCGCUGCCGUAGCCGGGACCAUCUUCGCAUCGCCUAGCGCCGAGCAGAUACGAAGGGCCAUAACUUCGAGAGUGGAUACUAAUAAGGGCGUCUUGGUUACCGUCAUGAACUACACUGGAGACGUCCUGAAUUUCGGUAUGGCCGUCGAGAAGGCAAAGGCUGACGGCCUGAACGUCGAAAUGGUCAUUGUUGGUGAUGACGUUGGAGUCGGCAGGGAAAGAGGGGGUAAGGUGGGCAGGAGAGGAAUUGCUGGGACGGUACUAGUGCACAAGGUAGCUGGCGCCCUCGCAGCACAGGGACGCAGCCUCGAAGAAGUUUACAAGGUCGCAAAACUUACCGCAGCCAAUCUCGUGAGCGUCGGAGCCAGCCUUGACCACGUGCAUGUGCCCGGGAGAGCAGUCGGUUCCAAUGCCGCCGAGAGCCUUCAAGAAGGCGAGGUAGAAGUUGGAAUGGGUAUCCAUAACGAGGCAGGGUCAGGGCGAAAGAAAGUUAAUCUUCCGGAGCUUGUAGGCACGAUGUUGUCGCAGCUUCUGGACCAAAACGACAACGACAGAGCGUUUCUUAACGUAAAUUCUAACGAAAUAGUGCUGCUCGUGAACAACCUUGGGGGUGUUAGUGUUCUCGAACUAGGUGGUAUUACUACCGAGGUGGUAAAGCAGCUGAAAUCAUCCUGGGGUAUUCAGCCAGUGAGAAUCCUUAGCGGAACAUACAUGACGAGUUUGAACGGCCUGGGGUUCAGUAUUACGCUCCUAAAUGUCGUAAAUACAGAUAUCGGUGGUCCCAGCAUGAUUCAACUAUUAGACUAUCCGUGUGAAGCUACCGGCUGGUCAGCGCCGAUCCAAAAAACCACAUGGGAAGAAAAUAAUACUGCUACUAGGGAAACCAGCACUGGUCCCGACCAGAGCAUCAAGCAAAGCGGCCUCAAAGCCAAUGGGAGUGCUUUUAAUGAGGCCUUGGCUUCAGGUUUGCAAGCCAUCAUCGCUGCCGAACCAGAAGUGACAAGAUAUGACACUGUGGUUGGAGAUGGCGACUGCGGUAUCGGGUUGAAGCGUGGCGCUGAAGCUGUCCUCAGUCAUAUAAAAGAGAAGCCAGCCACGGGCGACGUUGUGGUCGACCUCGCUCGUAUCGUCACAAUUGUCGAGAAUGCAAUGGAUGGCACUUCAGGGGCAUUGUUCGCAAUCUUCCUAAACGCUCUGGUCCAUUCACUCCGAACCCUCGCACCAGGAGACGCUUCUCCUGAAAUAUGGGCUGCCGCUUUAAAGCAGAGUUGCGAUGCACUAUCGAGAUAUACACCGGCCAGACCUGGUGAUCGCACACUGGUAGAUGCCUUAUAUCCAUUCGUGGAGGUCCUCAGAAAGACCGGGGACCUCAAGAAGGCCGCUGAAGCUUCAAAGAAAGCUGCUGAGGAUACUAAGGGGAUGAAACCUAGCUUAGGUCGGGCAGUGUAUGUUGGGGGUUCCGGGUUUGAGCAGGUACCUGAUCCAGGCGCUUGGGGAUUGGCGAGUUUCUUCCUGGGCUUGGCCGGGAUCAAAUCUGAGGAUGAUAGCUGGGAAACUGUAUAA